Messenger RNA from Anopheles stephensi (Asian malaria mosquito), 1945 nucleotides. RefSeq lists its product as uncharacterized. The transcript has 6 exons. The record is from RefSeq and is a predicted model, not a curated record. NCBI's taxonomy places the organism in Eukaryota, Metazoa, Arthropoda, Insecta, Diptera, Culicidae. Bases 463 to 1770 code for a protein of 435 amino acids.
GUAACAAUCACCACGACAGCUUAGUCUGUCGUCGAACCGGUCGGGGAACGCACGCGCCCUUAGCUAUCACCUCAACCCAGUGCGAAGUGUGGACGCGUGCGCGAAACCAGCGAGUUUACCCAUUACUUCUGUCCCAUUUGUUCCCCUACAUAUUACAGUACACACCGGCGCGUGUACGUCCAAAAUCGGCAGCGCAGAUGUCACGCGACCGCCGGUUUUGAUUUCAAAACUUCACCGUUUACGCUACCGAACCGGGUGCUGAUAAAAACCCUCGCGUAACGCCUUAUUUUCGCGAUUGUGCCGCAAUUCUGCAAUCAAGUUAGACGGAGUAUCAAAGUGUGUGUGUGUGUGUUUGUGAAGCGGAGAUAGUUGGGCUGUGCCGUGGUAUAUUUGCGACAAGAUAGCAUCACGCAUUGUUUUAUCAGCUGGCUGUGUAUCGUAUCAGUGUGGCCAAACGCAGAUAUGAAUGAUACAAGCCGCAAGGAGGCGUACGUCCGGGACGUGCUGAUACCGGGCAUGGUGGCACGCGGGGAACUUUCAUUCACCGACGAUCUUCCCGAGGGCGCUACGGUGCAGCUGAAAUCUGUCGAAGUUAAGCCGCUUGUCACGAACGGAUUCAUGCUGACGAUACCGUUCGUGGUGACCGUGGUGCUGGAACAGAAUCCACCGCCCGGAGAAGAUACCGAACCGGAAAUGCUUCAUCUGAUAGUGAAGAUAACGCCCGAAUGCAACGAGGAGACGUACGAGAGCUGUCAAUUUGAGACGCUUUUCGAGAAUGAAAUGGUCGCAUACACGGAAAUCAUACCCAGUCUCGGGGAGGCAGAACGGUAUCCAAGGUACUAUCACUGCGAACGGAAACCGAUGGAAGCAGUAAUGGUAAUGAGUGAUUUUUCCUUUUCCGGUUGGAAAAUGGCACCGAUGGUUGUCAACCUACCGCUCGAUUACAUUAUGCUCGCAGUGACGGAGCUGGGCCGGUUCCAUGGUGAAUGUUACGGCAUGAAGGAGGCUCGCCGGUCCCAGUUUGACAGCAUCAUUGCGAAGUUUAAGGAAUCUCGCUAUGCCGCCGACAUAUCGGACCUUACGUGGAAGGCGGUCAUGACCGUUGCACCGAAGCGUGCGAUCAAAUCCCUCCAGGAGAGCCGGUUCCAGGGGUUGGUACCGGCCGCCUAUCUGGAAAAGCUCGCCCGCCUGUACGCGGAUCCGUGGGAGCACGCGAAACGGAAGGUGGUGCCACGGGAACCGCUGGCCGUCAUUUGCCAUGGUGAUUACCUGCGCAACAACAUGGCGUUCCGGUAUGAAGAUGCGAAGGAUCCCGACCGGCCCACGCAAGUGAUGAUGUUUGACUUUCAAACCCUACGCUACGCAUCACCGAUGAUCGAUUAUACCGUCUUCCUUGCCAACUCAACCGGGUACGCCGAACGGGAGCACCAUUUCGAAACCAUUUUCCGUACCUAUCACCGUGAGCUGGUACAAACGGUAGCCAGAAUCGUCGGCGUAUCGGAUCCGACCGAACUGCCACCGUACUUCAGCUACGACUCAUUUCAUCGCGAGCUGGCCGAAUUCUAUUCGUACGGCUUUAACAUUGCGUCCUCGUUCCUGAUGAUACUGCACGAACCGAUGGAGAUAUCGUUCACCGAGAACAUCUUCACCGAGGAAGAGUCGGUGGCGGACGCGUGGGUACGGGGCGGAGAACCACUUAACCGGGAGCUGGCGGCCAUGGUAUACGAAAUGUAUCAGCUUCAUCAAAAGUAUGGGCUUGAUCCGGUGUGAUCGCGGUUGCGGCAGGCUGAACGGAUCAGAAUCGUUAACCGAAACGUUCAAUUUCAAAAAGGGGUUCCAACAGUUUAAUUCACAUCGUGCUGUGAUUUAACAAAAGUAUGGGUGCGUGUGUGUGUAUUCUGUAGUAAAUCCAAUGCUUUUGAAUAAAGAAGGACUUUUUGAUGAA